Messenger RNA from Nycticebus coucang (slow loris), 3628 nucleotides. RefSeq names its product protein phosphatase 1 regulatory subunit 3D (gene PPP1R3D). Gene Ontology annotation, biological process: regulation of glycogen biosynthetic process. The record is from RefSeq and is a predicted model, not a curated record. The transcript has a single exon. Bases 416 to 1315 code for a protein of 299 amino acids. Lineage: Eukaryota; Metazoa; Chordata; Mammalia; Primates; Lorisidae. Gene Ontology annotation, molecular function: glycogen binding; protein phosphatase 1 binding. Gene Ontology annotation, cellular component: protein phosphatase type 1 complex.
UCAAGUUGCAGCCUUGUAAGUUAACGCCGCGGAAGGGAAAGGUGGGAGGGGCCGCUCCGGAACGCAGCCUUCUUGCAAGAACCUCCAAGGAAGCAGAAAAAAAAGAAAAGAAAAAAAACAAGAAGAAAAAAGGGAGGCGCCACACUGCGCUUCCCCAGCAGCUUCAGAAAGCUUCCACUAGAAAAAGAAUUCGUCUUUGUAGAAAAGCUCCUCUUUAGCUGCAAGAACCGAACGGCCUAGGGAUCGGCUUGAGGGGCAAAAUCGCAGAGUAGGGGCGAGCGCACUGGGCCCUACGGAUCCCCCACAAAUUGCAGAUACUGCAGAGACUCAGCGGCUUCUGACCAUCGCCCGGGACGCGGAAGGAGCUGACGCAGGGUCGAAAGGCUGCCCCUUGAUUCUGUCUCCUCAUCUUCCGAUGUCCAGAGGCCCAGACUCCGCGAUCCUGCCCGCCGCCCUGGGGUCCCGGAGGCCGGCCCCCCGGAGCGUCAGCUGUCUGUCGGACCUGGAAAGGAGCUCCGGCGUGGAGCUACGGCCCUGUAGGCCCCCAGGGAGCCCCGGCUGCGCACCGCCGCCCUUGCGGGCACCGUCGGGCUGCGACCCCCACCUGCGGCCCAUCAUCCUGCGGCGUGCGCGCUCGCUCCCCAGCUCGCCGGAGCGCCACCAGAAGUCCGCGAGCGCGCCGGGCGCGCCUUGUCGGCCGGGCUGCAGCCGGCAGCACCGCGUGCGCUUCGCAGACGCACUGGGCCUGGAGCUGGCACAGGUCAAGGUGUUCAACGCGGGAGACGACCCAUCAGUGCCGCUGCACGUGCUAUCGCGGCUCGCCAUCAACUCGGACCUGUGCUGCAGCAGCCAGGACCUGGAAUUCACUCUGCAGUGCCUGGUGCCCGAUUUCCCGCCGCCCAUCGAGGCCGCGGACUUUGAGGAGCGCCUGCAGAGUCAGCUUGUGUGCCUAGAGCGUGUCACUUGCUCAGACCUGGGCGUCAGUGGUACCGUGCGCGUGCGCAACGUGGCCUUCGAGAAGCAGGUGGCAGUGCGCUACACCUUUUCCAGCUGGCGCAACGCGCACGAAGCGAUAGCGCGAUGGCGCGGGUCAGCAGGUGCCGACGGCUCAGAGGACGUCUUCGCCUUUGGCUUCCCGGUGCCUCCCUUCUUGCUGGAGCUCGGCUCGCGCGUACACUUUGCGCUGCGCUACCGAGUGGCUGGUGCUGAGUACUGGGACAACAACAACAGCCGCGACUAUAGCCUCACGUGUCGCAGCCAUGCACUGCACAUGCCACGCGGAGAGUGUGAAGAGAGCUGGAUCCACUUCAUUUGAGCUGCGCGGGGUCCGAGAACCUGGAGCUUCUGCACACAAGGUGCACCCGCUGUCAUUCUGUGUGGGGCUAACACAUCUACUGGGUUGUUGUAACCCCACGCCCCAUCCCACCCCCCCAAGUCGUCUGACUUCAUUUCCUGCUGCUAGGUCCCCUGGAAGUGGCCCAUCUUGUCUUAUACUUGAAACGUCAGAAGGCCAAGUUGAGUUGUGUCACGUGCUGUGGGGGUGGGUAGGCGGGCAGGUGCAUGGGAGUCUUGGCCUCUCUGGGAAGGGCCCAGAGAGGGAUUUUUUUUUUUUUAAGGCCCGAGUCUGCUAGAAAGGCCUUUUGCAUGUGUCCUGAAUGUGUGUAUCUAAAUGUAGCUGUUAUUUAUUAUUGUGAUACUGGGACCUUUAGCCCAUAGUGGAUGCUGCCUCAGGAACAUUCUAGACUUACAAGCUUACAAAAAGGUCAGUUCUGCUGUGUUUGUGCCCCUCGUAAACAGAAUGUUAAGUAGGACCUCCAUCGUGGUCCCUCCUGGCAUUCCUGUCCCAGGACAAGGAAAACUUGAGAACUUGUUUGCUGGUCAAUGUCUGUAGCCUUCUAACAGGGGGAAACUAUUAAUAGGCAAGAAAUUUAUGUCUCAUCAGUCAUCACACAACCAUUCCUGGGCAUUGAGGCUGCCCUGGUUAGGCUGUGUGUCUCCUACACCAACAGCUGAGAAGGAGAAAAAACUUCAAACUUUUAAACUGCGAACAGCUCUUUCCCUGAGUCACUCCUCUGAUUUCAUGUAUUUCUCCUGUACAUGUUUGAUAAUUACACAUUAUUAGGCCAUUCUGUUUAGGUUUGAAACUACCUAAACAUUUAAAGAAAUCCUGCCUUAAAUUAUUUCAAUUUUCAGGUGACUAUAGAAUUUCAGGCAACACUGCCCUUUGCAAUUACCUUUUGGAUAACGAAGGCGACUUCCUUUCAUUUCUUCUUAAGCAUCAGAAAAUUCCAGCAUUUGUUUCUCUGGAGUCCAGUUACCAAGUGGAACUAGGUGUUUUCAGCAAUAGCCAGAGCACUGGAGGGAAAAAUAAUCACAAAUAUUUAUACUUUUAUAUUGUUUUAAACUGCAUCACAUGUCACGUUUUACCAGCUACCUGCCAACUUUAUUCUUUGUGACUUUGGAUAGGAACGUUUCUAACAUUUUCUGCAUUUGAUUCUUAGUUUUAAAAUACUAAAUGCUUUUAUUUUUUUUUAAUUUUUUUUGCAGUUUUUGGCCAGAGCCAGUUUGAUCUUGCCACCUCCGGUAUAUGGGGCUGACGCCCUACUCCUUGAGCCACAGGUGCAGCCCAAUGCUUUCUUUAUUUUUUAGACCUCCAAUGAAUUAGUUGAAAACACUGUCCUCUGCAGAGCGCUGCAGUUACUUAAAACUGAUCUAGGAUCUGAUGAGAUCUUUAGGUGCUGACCAGUGGUCUCUCUGACAGCAGGUGCUAGAAGUGAGGUGUGAAAAACCCAGCCAUGAUGGACAAGAUCUCCAGUUUGUGAAGUUUCUUUCGGAUACACUUGAAAUCAGUGUGAUCCAUUUUGCGAUGUCACCAGUGAAUUGACUCUAAAUUUUUCAAUUCUUGUUGACAUUUGUCAAAUCAAUGUUGAAGUGAUGCAUCUGGCCUUCUGACCUGUUAUUGAUAAUUGUAUUCUGUGUUUUUAAAAUUCUAAGAACAGGGAUGGCUUUCUUUUUAUCUAAGAACCCUGCUUCUGACUUAAAAUGUUGUGACUGAAUCCCACGUGCUCUGGCUUUGAGCACUGUGCACUGCAUUGACGUGCACAAGAGAGAGAAGCCGGUUGAAUUUCCUGCUGUUUAACAAACUGUCCAAAUAGGUCAGCAAGCCUGCAAGGGCCUUGGCUGCCAGCCUCUUGGCCCUGCCCCAAGUUCUAGAUAGUUGUCCAGAGUAUUCAGGUAUGAGUUAGAGCUGCCAAUUGUAUCGUUUAAAGGCAUGUAGAAAAUCUUAUAAUCUAUGUGAAAGUCACUUGCCAAAAAGGUUUUAGUCAUGAAAUAGAAAGUUAUAAAGUAAAUGUUAUAUCUUUAAUACUAAGAAAACCUCAAGGUGCCUUUUUAAAAAUAUCAACAUUUAGAAAUUUCAAAGCUUAAAGAUGCUUGCCUAGUUGGAAAAGAAGCUGGGGGAACAGCUUAGGGAGAACUUUCCAAACCUAAAACAUAGUUAUAUUGCUUAGAUGUUAAAAUUUUGUAGUGAAUUGUGCAACUGCUGUGCUGUCUCCCCAAAUAUAUCUUAAUGUCAGUCAUUUCAAAUAAUUUUAAAGUAUUAAAAGCUAAGUAUUAAAGUAUAUGUGCA